Colletotrichum chrysophilum is the source of this 1530-nucleotide messenger RNA. RefSeq lists its product as uncharacterized. The transcript has 5 exons. The record is from RefSeq and is a predicted model, not a curated record. Gene Ontology annotation, molecular function: oxidoreductase activity, acting on paired donors, with incorporation or reduction of molecular oxygen; iron ion binding; monooxygenase activity. The coding region runs from base 1 to 1530 and encodes 509 amino acids. NCBI's taxonomy places the organism in Eukaryota, Fungi, Ascomycota, Sordariomycetes, Glomerellales, Glomerellaceae.
AUGGCGUCCAACACGUCGUUAUAUGGGUGCAUACUUGCAACUAUCUUGUUUUACUUCAGUUACAAAGCAGUGGCCGAACGGCGAAGAAGGGCUGGCAAAGUCUCAGUUACAAGCCUUCCCAUACUUGACCAGGGCAAAUGGUGGGACGUGUUCAACCUCAAGCCCAAGUUCAGCUUCUAUCUCGAUGGCAGAAAGGCUCUUGGGCGCGCAAUUGAGCAAGCCAAUGGCAAACCCUUCCGCAUCGUUGGUCCUGGAAGAACACUUACCGUCUUGCCUCCCCCCUACGCAGAGGAUAUCAGAAAUGACAAGAGACUGGACUUUGGGAAGGUCGUGGCCCAGUUUGUUUCUCAUGUAAUCCCCGGUUUCGAGGGUUUUGCAAGCGGUCUGAACGACCUGCCCGUCGUCUUGGAUAUGUGCAAAUACAAGUUGACAAGGGAGCUUGCGAGUGUUAUAGAGCCUCUGCCGGCUGAGUCCGAGAUGGCCAUUGAAGAUAUUUUACAGAUACCUCACAGCGACGAAUGGCAGAAAGUUCCAAUCAAGCAGCGUCUGAAUCUGCUUGUUGCUCGUGUCUCUGGGCGCGUUUUCCUCGGUGAAGAGCUGUGCCGUGACCCGGCGUGGCUCAGCAUUGCCGUCAGUCACAUCAUGACCGGCUUCCUGGCAGCUCUGAGUCUGAGAAUGUUUCCAGCAUUAAUGAGACCCUUUGUUCACUGGUUUCUGCCCCCUUGCCGCAAGCUUCGUUCCCAAGUGGAGCAGGCCCGAAGUCUGAUCCGCCCUGUCAUUGAGAAGCGAAAACAAGAGAAAGCGGCAGCCGUUGCGAACGGCGAGACUCCCACAGAGUACAACGACAGUAUCGAGUGGUCGGACACGUAUUCGAAUGGUCGCAAGUUUGAUCGCGCGGAUCUUCAGCUUGGCCUUUCCAUUGCCUCCGUGCACAACACGACCGAUCUUCUUUCGCAAGUGGUAUACGAUCUUGCCGGUGAUCCUGAGAUGGUCCAACGCCUGAGAGACGAAGCAAAGGAAGUGAUUGGGGAAUCAGGAUGGUCCAAGACGUCCCUCUACAAUUUGAAGCUACUUGACAGCGUCAUCAAGGAAAGCAUGAGAAUCAAGCCCAUUCUCACUGUCGCCAUGCCCCGCGAAGUCACCGAGGAGAUGACUCUUCCAGAUGGCGUGAUAUUGCCAGAAGGCACUGUCAUCGGCGUCUCAGCAGAGCGUCACUGGGACUCUGACAUCUACCCUGAGCCGCAUACCUUCAUCGGGGACCGCUUCUUGAAGAUGCGACAGACUCCCGGGAAGGAAAACGUUGCCCAGCUCGUAACGACCAGCAUUAACCACCUGGGGUUCGGACACGGCAAUCACGCGUGCCCGGGCAGGAUUCUCGCCGCGGCCGAGAUCAAAGUGAUCUUGACUCAGCUGAUCCUGGGGUACGAGUGGAGAGUGAUAAAGGGCCAAGAGCCAAAGAUUCGGGUGCUCGGCGUGAAUCUCGACUCAGACCCUUCAGCCAAAAUUGAGAUUCGGCGGUGUGCGGUGUAG